AUGCGAUUCAUACUCGCCUCCCUAGCUCUCGUAGCUAUGGCCUCCGCGCAAGAAACAUGUCGGUUUAGCAUGAGCGUGCAGAGUACGGACCCGCUGGGCGCAAUGGUUGGAAAAAAUGUGGUGAGGAGUGGGAAUGGAACGAUUUUGGUGGAUGAGAUAGGGGGUGGGAAGGUAAUGAGAUUUGUGAAUGAGGGGGAAGGUUCGGGAAGUGCGUUAGGUUGUAAUAAGGAGAUGAAGAGACAGGACGCGGAUAUGAUUAGUAUGGGUUGUGAUGGGGUGGUGACGAGAUUGGUCGAUAAAGCUCUGGCUACGACUACGACGAGAUUUAUUACUUGUAAGAGUGCUGGUAAUAAUGGCACACAAGAAAUCCUCGCCAAAAACACCUGCGGAACAUCCAGAACCCUAACAACCUUCAAAUCCACCACCCUCUGCCACCCCAACUGUCCGAACUCCCCCUUAGCAACACCAACAACCCCCUCAAUCUUCACACCCUACACCGCAGCCCUCCUCGCCACCUCCUCUCUACCCACCUCAACCACCACCACCUCCAUCCCAACCUCCAAAACAGGCUGCCCAAUCCAACUAAUAAACAGCACCACCUUCGUCCCACCCUCCCUAAUCCUCCCCUCAGACACCACAACCUUCCAACCCUUCAACCACUCCCUCACACUCACCCCCACCACCACCACAUCCCUCUACUUCUCCAUCCCCCUCUACGCACCCUUCUCCUACUCCCGCACCUGCACCCUAAUCUACCUCCAAGACGCGCUCGCUCCCGUCAUUGGGCCCGCGACCUCUAACGUCGUUAUCAGCGCGCUGAGCGAGGAUGGGAGUUUUGUGGGGGAGAUAGCGCGCGCGACGUUGGGGAGGGGGAGUCAGGGGAUUGUGAAUUUUGCGUGUGGAGGGGGGAUGGGGGUUGUUUUUGAGGUUGCGGGGGAGGAUGGAGGAGAGGGAGGGGGAGGGGGAGGGGGGUUUGGGUUUGUGAAUAGUUAUAUGGCGCCUGCGGUGGGGUUUUUCUUGAGUGUUUGUGUGUAA
Glarea lozoyensis ATCC 20868 is the source of this 1035-nucleotide messenger RNA. RefSeq lists its product as uncharacterized. The record is from RefSeq and is a predicted model, not a curated record. The transcript has 3 exons. The coding region runs from base 1 to 1035 and encodes 344 amino acids. Lineage: Eukaryota; Fungi; Ascomycota; Leotiomycetes; Helotiales; Helotiaceae.